CGUUCCGGUGCCGGCCCGGCCCAGCCCCGCCGCAGCGGCACAGCGGGGCGGGCGGGCGCGGUGCUGCUCCGGCCCUCCCGCGCCGACCCCGGGACACCACCGGGACACCAGCACCCCGACACCGGCCCCCAGGGACACCGCGACACCCCGGGACACCGACACCCCGGCACGGCGACACCCCCGGACAGCGACACCCCGACAUCGGCCGGUACCCACCGCCGGCAUCCCCGGACCUGCGGAGCCCCGGAGCGCGGCACCAUGGCUCCGUGUCCCCGCUGACGCCGCCGUCCCCAGCACCUCGGGGUGCUUCCCCCGCGUGUCCCGGGUGCCACCAUGGGUGACUCCUACACGGCCGCCUUCCCCAGCGCCCCGGGGCUUCUGUCACCCUCCGCCAGCCCCCAGGCGUCCCCCGGGCCCUACGGCCCCGACUACGGCCCCUUCGGCCACCCCUUCCCAGCACCCACGGGUGCCCAGGAGGUGCUGGGUGCCCCCGUGGUAGUGACGGCCAAGGGACACCCCCCGGGUGACUGCCUGCCGGGGGUCUACCCCUCGCUGGAGAUGCCCCAUCCCUACGGCUCCUGGUACAAGGGCGGCAUCGGGGGGGGGCUGCCGGGGGGGUCAGGGCCGGCGGCGCCCUCCUGGUGGGACGUGCACCCCAACGGGGGGUGGUUGGGGGGCCCGGCGGGUGCCGAGGGGCUGCAGGGCUCUCUGCAGGCUCAACCCACCCUCAGCCCCCCCCUCCCCACUUACAGCUCGGAUUUCAGCGCUCUCAACCCCCCCCCUUACACCAACACCCCCCCGGCGCCCCCCACCCCUAAACCCACCGACACCCCCAAAGGUCCCCGCGGCGGCUCCUUGGGCGGCCGCCCGGCUUGUGAUUGUCCCAACUGCCAAGAGCUGGAGAGGCUCGGGGGGGGCCCGGGGGGGUCGCGGCGCAAACCGGUGCACAGCUGCCACAUCCCGGGCUGCGGGAAGGUGUACGGGAAGGCGUCGCACCUGAAAGCGCAUCUGCGGUGGCACACGGGGGAACGGCCCUUCGUGUGCAACUGGUUGUUCUGCGGGAAGCGCUUCACCCGCUCGGACGAGCUGGAGCGGCACGUCCGCACCCACACCCGCGAGAAAAAAUUCACCUGCCUGCUCUGCAGCAAACGCUUCACCCGCAGCGACCACCUCAGCAAGCACCAGAAGACCCACGCGGAGAACGGGCCCCCCAAAAUUAACAACAACCCCCCCACGCCGGGGAACGGGGAGCAGGCGGCUCAACCCGCCUCGCCGCGCCCGCCGCCGGGGUCGCCCGGGAAAGACGCCGGGAGCCCCGAAACCGGGAGUUUGCUGGAGAUUUGAGCCUUCGUCUUCCAUCCUCAUCCUCCUCUCGGGGAUAUUUAUUAUGGGGUGAUGCCCCCCGCCCCCCCACUCCUCCGCUCCCCAAAACCUCGCGUUGCCCCGCCCCCCACCCCCCCCCGCCCCAAGGGCUGGUGGCAGCUCCUUGUUAGCAACUGUAAUUUAUGUCUUAAAUUAUGGGGGGGUCUCUGAGCGCUCUGGGGGUCGCUGGGAGGGGGGGUCGAGGUCAACCCCCCCCUCUUCUCCCCCCAUCUCUUCUUCCCCCCAUCUCUUCUCUCCCCCCCAUCUCUUCUCCCCCAAAACCCCACCGGCCGCCUCGCCCCCCGCACAGAGCUCAGGGACAGGGUUUGCCCCCUCUCCACCCCCCCCGGCCUCGUUAGCACACCCGGUUCAUUAGGUGCUAAUGUAUCCCUCCCCCCCUUUUUCAGCUGGCUGCCCCCCUCAAAAAAAAAGCAAUAAAGGGAUUGCUAAAGCGUGA
Messenger RNA from Columba livia (rock pigeon), 1819 nucleotides. It is a transcript of the gene SP7, whose product is annotated as Sp7 transcription factor. The record is from RefSeq and is a predicted model, not a curated record. The transcript is spliced from 2 exons. Gene Ontology annotation, biological process: regulation of transcription by RNA polymerase II. Bases 334 to 1344 code for a protein of 336 amino acids. Gene Ontology annotation, molecular function: RNA polymerase II cis-regulatory region sequence-specific DNA binding; DNA-binding transcription factor activity, RNA polymerase II-specific. Lineage: Eukaryota; Metazoa; Chordata; Aves; Columbiformes; Columbidae.